Messenger RNA from Striga asiatica, 546 nucleotides. NCBI's taxonomy places the organism in Eukaryota, Viridiplantae, Streptophyta, Magnoliopsida, Lamiales, Orobanchaceae. The record is from the annotation of a GenBank genome assembly.
AUGGCCGACCGCGACCGCGACCGUGACCGCCACAUCCAAUCUCAUCCCCACUCCCGCUACGAAACCACCCGCGACCAACUCCUCCCCCACAAGGGCGGCGGUGGCCCCUCCGCCCAACAAAUCUUAGCCAUCGCCGCCCUCCUCCCCGUCGGCGGCUCCCUCCUCGGCCUCGCCGGAAUAAUCCUCGCCGGAACCCUAGUUGGCUUGGCCGUGGCCACCCCACUCUUUGUCAUCUUCAGCCCAAUCCUCAUCCCGGCCGCCAUCUUAAUUGCUGGGUCGGUGGCCGGGUUCUUGACUUCUGGAGCAUUUGGGCUCACGGGACUCUCGUCCUUCUCGUGGCUGCUGAAUUCUUUCCGGAGGGCCACUGGGCAGGAGCCGAUUGAUUAUGCUCGACGGCAGCUGCAGGAGGGAAUUGUUCAAGUUGGGGAGAAGACUAAGCAGGUUGGGGAGAUGGUGGGAGAUAAGACGAGGCAGACGGGUGAGGCUAUCAAGUCUAAGGCUGCUGAGGGCGGUGGGACAAGGGAAGGUGCUGCUGGCAGGACUUGA